AUGGAGAAUGAAAUUGUUUUCAAUAGUGAUACAGCAGCUUUAGAUCCAGCCACUGAUCCAUCAGCGUCCAUGAUGUUUCCAGAAUCUAAUGAAAAUGAGCCUGAAGGCUUAACGUUUUAUCACAUGGAUCUCUAUGAAUCAAAAGGAAGAUUAGAAAUCUUUCCUGAAGAGCCAGCUGGAAGUGGAGAUGGGGCUCUGGGCGAAACCAGCCACCAGUCAACAGGGCCAGGGGAAGAUUUUCGCAGUUCUGACCAAAGUGCAUAUGACUUGGAAAAGGAAGUUGAUGAACUAACAAAACUAUAUGGACUUGAUGAGGAUAAAGAAAUAGAGCAGGAGCUUCUUGGUGGGAAUAUAGCUAUGGCUGGGAUUUUAGAGAGCAAAGAGACACCAGCUCAUAAGGAAGGUGUAGCAGCAGGAUCAUAUGACUCCAUAUAUAAUGCACCAAAGAGCAGUUCACCAGUAAACGGCUCUCAGCAUAAAAAACAUAUGGAAAGCACAGAGGAACAGGAACUUCCUGGCCAGGAUUCUGAAGAUGAAUCUCAACACCUACACAACGGCAGAGCGUAUGAUGAGUUGCAUAAUCAUGCACAUUCCGAAGAAGAGCUUAGGAGGGAUGGUUGGCAAGAUGAGAAAAGUAUUCAGCCAAACAGUGAAGAGGAAGCUGCUGAUAUUUAUUGUGCUACCUGUAAGUUUCCAAUUAGAGCUUUUGACAAAUUGUUUGGUGAUCAUAAGGACCAUGAGGUGACCCAGCUUGCCAAUGCAGUGGAAAGUGCAAAGGAGGAGAUUCAGAAAAACAUGUGUAAAUUAGAAGAACAGGUUACUGAAAUGGAAAACUUUGCCAGUCACUUGGAGGAAAUUUUCAUCACUGUAGAGGAGAAUUUUGGGCGCCAAGAGCAGAACUUCGAGAUGCAUUACAAUGAAGUGAUGCAAACACUAACUCAGAAAUAUGAAGAAAAGGUAGAAGGCCUUGGGGAAGGGAAGAAACAGAAGCUAGAAGCCUUGUAUGGGCAACUGGUCAGUUGUGGAGAAAAUCUUGACACCUGUAAGGAGCUUAUGGAAACAAUUCAGGAGCUGUGCAAGGACAAGGAGAAAGCUGAUUUUAUAAAGGCUGCAGUACCCAUGGUGGACAGGCUGGGAGAAUUUUUAAAAAAAGAUAUGGAUUUAGAGCUUUCAACACUGCCAGACUUUGAAGACACAGUCAUAGAUUUCUCUGAUGUUCAGCAACUAAUGGAUUCCAUUAAUUCCAUCACAGCUCCUUCUGCUCCGGUGAUAAAUCCCCAAGCUCUCAACUCAGCGACUGGCACGUCUGUGAGAGUAUGCUGGGGCCUAUUCUCAGAUGACACUGUCGAAUUCUACCAGCUAUAUUAUAAACAAGUCAGUGACGACACACCUAGUAAGGAGCAAGCUGAGCUUAUGAUAAAAGUGAAAGAAACAUACUGCACAGUAACUAACCUGGUGCCAAAUACACAAUAUGAAUUUUGGGUCAGUGCUUUAAAUACCGCCGGCAUCAGCCCAGUGAGUGAAAGAGCAGUUUACGUGACAGCUCCUUCACCUCCUAUCAUUAAAAGAAAAGAGAGCCGAAGCUGUGAAAAUGCAGCACUGGUGUGCUGGGAAUCUGGAAACAUGAAUCCUGUUGACUCCUACACAGUUGAAUUGUCCAAACUAACAAAUGGAGAGAAUGGAGAUAUCAUUACAGAAUCUAUUGUUGGAAUUCCUAAUUGUGAAGCUCUAAUUCAACUGGAGCCAGAACAAAGUUAUAUUAUCUCUGUAAGAGCUGUAAACAUGGGUGGUCCCAGUGAGAGAAGUGAGCCUGGCUCUAUCCACACCACAGGCACUUACUUUUAUCUUAAUGAGGACACUGCCCAUCCUUUGCUGUCUGUUCUAGAAGAUGGAUUAACAAUUGCUUGCAGUGAAAUAGAAAACCUGGAAUGUGAUUUGCCCUUCCGAGAUAACGGUUUUACAAGAUGUAUCGCUAUCCUGGGAAGCAUGAUACCAUUACAAGGGAAACAUUACUGGGAGGUGAAAGUUGAUGAAAAUAUGGAAUACAGGGUUGGCGUGGCUUUUGAAAAUACUCACAGACACGGAUACCUGGGGGCAAACAGCUCUUCCUGGUGCAUGAGGCAUAUUGUUACACCAGCAAGGCACAAGUAUGAAUUUUUGCACAGUGGGACAACGCCGGACAUUAGGAUUACUAUUCCUCCCAAGAGGAUUGGCAUCCUGCUGGACUACGACAACUGGAAACUAUCUUUUUUUAAUCUGGAUAUUGCACAACACCUUUAUACAUUCAACAGUCACUUCCAGCAUUACGUGCACCCCUGUUUUGCUUUAGAAAAGCCUGGGUUCCUAAAGAUAUGUAAUGGCAUUGCAAUCCCCACAUCUAUUACUCUUUUAUGAUCUAUGGCUUGAGUGGCAGCUGCUGAGCAUGGCACAUCUGUGUGUAACAAACUGACAAAAGCCUUAUAUCACAAUCACUUUCAUCCUUUUACGUACACACCGAUUAUGCUUCAGCGAAUAAUUAAAGGCCCAAUACUGCAUGCAGAACUCCGAUGGAAGGCACCAUCAGCUGAAGGCUUGCAGAAUCAAGCCUGCAGACUGCUAUAUCUGUCCUAUGUCAUUCAGAGGCUUCAUAAGCUCAGAA
Molecule: messenger RNA, 2638 nt
Organism: Dermochelys coriacea (leatherback sea turtle)
Lineage: Eukaryota; Metazoa; Chordata; Testudines; Dermochelyidae
Gene: FSD2
Product: fibronectin type III and SPRY domain containing 2
Exons: 12
Coding region: 1-2394 (797 amino acids)
Molecular function (GO): protein binding
Source: RefSeq, a predicted model, not a curated record